AUUAUCUCUAGUAGCAGUACAAGAGAAAGAGCAUUAGAAAUGGAACAGUUUUUUGCUCUGUUUACCAUUUUUCUAUCUUUUGCUUUCCCCGGGAGAUGCAGCGACGUUUUCAGCAGAUCUGAUUUCCCCGAGGGAUUCCUCUUCGGAGCUGGCACUUCUGCUUAUCAGUGGGAAGGAGCUGCUGCGGAAGAUGGAAGGAAACCUAGCGUGUGGGACACUCUUUGUUACUCUCGUAACAUUGGUAACGGAGAUGUAACAUGUGAUGGGUAUCACAAGUAUAAGGAAGAUGUGAAGCUGAUGGUAGACACUAACUUAGAUGCCUUCAGAUUCUCUAUAUCUUGGUCUAGGCUAAUACCUAAUGGAAGAGGCUCUGUUAACCAAAAGGGUCUACAGUUCUACAAGAACCUCAUCAGCGAAUUAAUAACCCAUGGGAUUGAACCACAUGUUACACUGUAUCACUACGAUCAUCCUCAGUAUCUUGAGGAUGAAUAUGGAGGAUGGGUCAACAAUAUGAUGAUCAAAGACUUCACUGCUUAUGUAGAUGUUUGUUUCAGAGAGUUUGGGAACUAUGUCAAAUUCUGGACCACUAUCAAUGAGGCUAAUGUAUUUACUAUUGGAGGUUACAACGAUGGGGAUACACCGCCUGGUCGUUGUUCUUUACCGGGCAAAAACUGCUUGUUAGGGAACUCUUCUACUGAAACAUAUAUUGUAGGCCAUAACUUACUUCUUGCGCACGCCUCUGCUUCAAGACUAUAUAAGCAAAAGUACAAGGAUAAGCAGGGUGGUUCCAUAGGCUUUGGCUUAUAUUUAAUGGGGUUGACUCCUUCUACAAGCUCCAAGGAUGAUGCCAUUGCAACUCAAAGAGCCAAAGAUUUCUAUUUCGGUUGGUUCCUUGGACCUCUUAUAUUUGGAGACUAUCCAGAUACAAUGAAAAGAACCAUUGGAUCAAGACUGCCAGUUUUCUCAGAGGAAGAAUCAGAACAAGUUAAAGGCUCAUCUGACUUCAUAGGAAUCAAUCAUUAGUUUGCGGCUUCUGUCACAAACAUCAAAUUCAAACCUUCUAUUUCUGGAAACCCGGACUUCUACUCAGACAUGGGCGCAUAUGUGACUUACCUUGGGAAUUUUUCAGUUAUAGAGUAUCCUGUUGCUCCGUGGACUAUGGAAGCUGUCCUAGAGUAUAUAAAGCAGAGCUAUGACAAUCCUCCUGUCUACAUUCUUGAGAAUGGUACACCGAUGACGCAACACAAGGAUACACAUAGGGUGGAAUACAUGAAUGCUUACAUUGGUGGUGUGCUCAAAUCCAUAAGGAAUGGAUCAGACACUAGAGGCUAUUUUGUAUGGUCAUUUAUGGAUUUAUUCGAGCUUAUAGGGCGGUACGAUUAUGGUUAUGGAUUGUACUCUGUAAAUUUCAGUGAUCCACAUCGCAAGAGAUCUCCUAGACUCUCUGCUCAUUGGUACUCUGAUUUUCUCAAGGGCAAAACUUCUUUUCUUGAUUCCAAAGGCAUCAAGGAAUUGCAGAGCAACUUCUCUUCUUCCUCUUAGUACUGUGAUGAAAUAACUCUUAUGUUCUACUGAAUUUAGACUACUUGUCAUGAGAGCCACUUCUUUUUUUCUAUAAAUUCUAAAUUAAACUA
Messenger RNA from Arabidopsis thaliana (thale cress), 1634 nucleotides. It is a transcript of the gene BGLU5, whose product is annotated as beta glucosidase 5. Lineage: Eukaryota; Viridiplantae; Streptophyta; Magnoliopsida; Brassicales; Brassicaceae. Gene Ontology annotation, molecular function: beta-glucosidase activity; hydrolase activity, hydrolyzing O-glycosyl compounds. The record is from RefSeq and is marked reviewed. Gene Ontology annotation, biological process: carbohydrate metabolic process. The transcript is spliced from 12 exons.